Thamnophis elegans (Western terrestrial garter snake) is the source of this 3019-nucleotide messenger RNA. RefSeq names its product basic, immunoglobulin-like variable motif containing (gene BIVM). Gene Ontology annotation, molecular function: DNA endonuclease activity; single-stranded DNA binding. The transcript has 11 exons. NCBI's taxonomy places the organism in Eukaryota, Metazoa, Chordata, Lepidosauria, Squamata, Natricidae. Bases 508 to 2016 code for a protein of 502 amino acids. Gene Ontology annotation, cellular component: nucleus. Gene Ontology annotation, biological process: nucleotide-excision repair. The record is from RefSeq and is a predicted model, not a curated record.
GCGCGCGCGCACUUGCACAAAUUGGAAGUGCUUUCGCCGCUAAAAGAUGGACAAUGGUAUGGACAGGCCCCAUAAUCCUAUAUACGGUAGAAGAGCUUGAGAGCCUGUUUAUUUAUUUAUAUUUAUAUGUAUGUAAAAUAAGGAGUUACUGGUCUUAAUCGUCCACAGAAAAGGAGAAGCGAAGCAGGCGAGCGCCUGGAGCAAGAAAUGCAAGAACAAUGCAAUGGAACGUAAAUUGCAUGUGGCCCUCCAGGUGUGGCUGAGCCACCAUCUCCAACAACAUAAGCCGGCAUUGCCACCGGAAAAAGGCUACGAGGGGAGAGUCCGCCACAUCUUGGUCAGCGAUCCACUCAGGGCUUGUAUGCACCGCCUCCCUUGGAAGUACAAAAGCUUUGGAAAUUUGAAAUACAUCUUGAAAAUCUCAAAUAAGUGUAAAUUAUGUUUGAGUGCGCAGAAAACAUUUGAUGUACCUUCCUCAUCUGGGAAGAAAGAACGACAAGUCAUUCAAUGCCUAACAUCGAAGACUCUCAAUUGGAGAGUGAUUCUGAAGAAAAUGGGCCCAAAACUGGAAGGAAGACUUCAGAAGUUAAUCUUCAUGGUACUGUAAAAUCAUUUUGUGCUCCAGGUACCUCAGGGGCCUCUCUGAGUUCUGGUGGGGACAGGCAUUAUCCGUGGGGAUGUCCUGUGACUCACACCCGAGAAAAGUUUUAUACCAUUUGUUCAGACUACGCUUUUUUAAAUCGGGUAACAUCUAUUUGCAAAAGCCCAAGUGCUACAGUGAGUGCCUGCUUACAAGACAGCUCUGCCUUAAACGAUGGAAAUAAUUCUGCUUUUAUUAGUGUUCGAACUGGACCUUCGGAUAUAGUUUACAACGAUGAUUCUAACCUGGAAAGUUUAUCCAUUAGUCUUGGGAAGCUGCCAUUGGCAUGGGAAAUUGAUAAGUCUGAAUUCAGUGAUACAUCCCCAGCUUUGAUGAAUCAAGCAGGAAACAUGAAGAAACAGGGAAGCAAGAAAACGGUUGUAGAUAAAAAAAGUAAACAAUACAGAGAAUGUCCACAGCAUUACACCCUUGAAGAAAUGAAGCCACGGAAAGUGUUAGAUCUCCGGCGAUGGUACUGCAUAAGUCGCCCCCAAUAUAAGACUUCCUGUGGGAUUUCGUCUCUAGUCUCAUGCUGGAAUUUCCUAUACAGCACAAUGGGAACUGGAAAUUUACCACCUAUUACUCAAGAAGAGGCUUUGCACAUACUGGGCAUUCAGCCACCAUUUGAAGAGAUAAGAUUUGGUCCAUUUACUGGAAAUACUACGUUGAUGAGGUGGUUCAGACAAAUUAAUGAUUAUUUCCAUGUAAAAGGGUGUUCCUAUUUUCUCUAUAAACCUCAUGGGAAGUAUAAGACUGCUGGAGAAACUGCUUCGGGAGCUUUAACAAAAUUAACACAAGGGCUGCGAGAUGAAUCAGUGGCAUAUAUUUAUCAUUGCCAAAAUCAUUAUUUUUGUCCAAUUGGAUUUGAAGCAACUCCAAUAAAGCCGAGCAAAGCAUAUAAGGGAUGUCUCUUACCGCAAGAUGUAGAACACUGGAUACUCAUUGGAGAGCCAAGCAGAAAACACCCCACUAUUCACUGCAAAAAGUGGGCAGACAUUGUAACAGAUUUAAACACUCAGAAUCCUGAAUAUUUAGAUAUUAGGCACCUGGAAAGGGGUCUUCAGUAUCGGAAGACAAAGAAGGUAGGAGGGAAUCUACAUUGUAUCAUUGCUCUUCAGAGGUUUAAUUGGCAUCGAUUUGGACCUUGGAACUUUCCACUUGGAAAUGUUCAGCAAGAACUGCAGCCUCCAUCUCCAACUCAGGGCUUAGCCAAAUCUGAGAGCGAAGACAACAUCUCCAAGAAGCAACAUGGGCGCCUUGGACGAUCGUUCAGUGCUAACUUCCAUCAAGUUUCUGUUUGGAGGAAGCUGUCUCAUCUUCAUGAAAGGCGGAAUAGUGGCCUUCAACAUUACGCCAACUGUGAUGGGAAAGACUAAAAAGGAAGGCUUCUUCAUCUGUGCUACUCUAGUACAUUCCUAAAGCAUGGUAAUAACUUAUUAUGCACAGAAACAGGAAUGUAGGGAGAUUUCAUAUAAAAUUCCUAGGAACGUUUGUUAUUUCAGUAUGUAAUUGGUAUAUAAUACAUUGUAAUUAUUAUAUAUUGGGAAUAACAAGAAAAGUUAGUUAAAAGAUAAGCACAGAGUACCAGUCAAUGGGCAAUCUAGUAUAAUGGCUAAUUGAUUUAUGUUUCAGACUAUCAAAUCAGAACAGAUGUAGAUCAAAUUCAUUUGUGGGCAGGAGAGUUCGUUAUAACAGUGAUACAGACUAUAGAUAAAGCAUGAGAUUAUUACCUUCCCAAAUUAUUUAUUAAUUGCAAACCAUAUAAUGAUGACAAAUGUGUAAAAUAUAUUUGCUUUUAUGUAUUUUCAAAAAUGCAAUCAAUUAUGGUACAAUUCAGAACUGACAAAACACUAAAUGUCAAUAUAUAAUUAAUUGAUGGUCUGUUGAUCAAUGGAAAUAUUGUUCUGUACAGUUUAAGCUGUUUGAGCUGGCAGUUCGUAAUUAAUAGGCAAGAAAUCUAAGGAAAGAUAAGUGACUAUCUGUUUCUUUUAGAAUUGGUCUAGUAUUAAAAAAGAAACCACCACUGCCAGUCAUAUCCUUUUCGUGUGACCUGAAUUCAGCUCUCAGUUGAUUGGCUCCUUUUAAAUAAAUCUCUCACACUCAUUUCAUAUGGUUAUCCAGUAAAUACCAAAACUUUCUGUGGUGGGCUGCAGUGAUUUCUUGUAAUGUUUGCAUUCUCUUUCACUUCACAACUUUGUUUGAUUGUUGAGGAAGAUGUUUAAGUGCCCAAAUAAACUGGCAGCCACAGCAAUAUACCUCUUCAGAGCACUCUUUGUAACUACUUUUUUCAAGUGAUCAUAUCGAAUAGUUUUAUUUGGGAGUAUAAUAUUGGUUCUCAUGGAAAAACCAUUUUAAUAAAAACGGUCUUUAUCCAUUGAU